CACAAAGUCAAACAGAUCUCUCUCUAACCUUAUCUGACCACUCAUAGCGUGCCACGUCAUAAUCAGAGUCCUGAUGUCCCUGUGUGAUCGCUCACAGAAUCCACAUGAGCCCCCUCGAACUGAUCCACUCAAUUCCGUCUCUCCGUUGCUGCUCAUCUCCUCUCCCUCUCUCUCUUGCGAUUCUCAGGGUUUCGGGCUUCUUCCCGAUCGAAAACCCUGAGUCGGCCAUGGAAGGAGAGUUUCAGGACUUUGAGAUGAUUCAGAGCGUGGGCUCCACGGCGGAGGAUCAUCCCAGGAGUAUGGAAGAGAUUGAUGACGGCACGCAGGGUGUGAUUAGGUUUGAUUACUUCUCUCUCGAGAAUAAUAAUAAUGUUUGUCCGGGGGAUGUGGCCGAUGAAGACAGUGAAAAUGGGUCUGUCGGGUCCGGUAGUCCAAGUUGGAUCGAGCCUGGCUCUGACCCUCCGUAUGGCAAGAAACAUCCUUGCGAGUUCUGGUCGGAUUCCAGUAGCGAUCGGUCGGAGGACCGCAAAUUAGUUGAAUUUGGUGUGAAUAACGAUUUGGGUCUCGAGUAUUCUGGGAUAAGCGACGUGGGUAUGUUUGAUUUAACGAAAUACAGCGGCAGUCUGGUCCGAGAUAGGCAUCUGAGGAAAUAUUGGUUACAUUCCAGUGGAGGGAAACUAGAUUCUGGUAUUGCCGCAGAGGAAAUCGAUGAUCUUUCUUGUGUUAAUAUGGGAAAUGAAGAAGAACAAUCCACAGUUUCAGGUGAAUUAGUCAGCGGAAAUGAUCCACAGUCUUAUGGACUCAAGCCUCUUGCAAAUUCUGGUGACGGUGGAAAGAAAAACGGCUUAGUGUGGUGGAAACUUCCUUUCGAACUGUUCAAGCACUGUGUUUUCAAAGCUAACCCUGUCUGGUCUUUCUCAGUGGCAGCAGCAGUGGUGGGUUUUGUUAUGUUAGGACGCAGAUUGCAUAAGAUGAUGAAGAAGAAGAGCCGUAGAUUGCAGAUGAAGGUUUCUCUGGAUGAUAAGGUGGCACGGCUCGUGAGCCAUGCCGCUCGGCUGGACAAAGUGGUUCCAGCGGUGAAACGAGUGCCCAUUAUCCGACCCGCCUUGCCAGCAAUGGCUGUGAGCCAUUUGCCUGUGGUGACUUUAAGGUGAAGCAUUUCUCUGCGUGUGUGUGGACAAGCUGAAGAAAAGGCUUCAUAUGAGCGCGUGUGUGUGUGUAUAUAUAUAUAUGUGUGUGUGUGUAUAAGGUGUGGUGGUGGGGAUAAUAUAUUUGUGAUGAUGAAUGAUUGGUUUGGUGUGUUGUAUGAAUUGUCUCAAAUGUGUAUAAUGUGUGUUAUCUAAGAAUUA
Tarenaya hassleriana is the source of this 1349-nucleotide messenger RNA. RefSeq lists its product as uncharacterized. NCBI's taxonomy places the organism in Eukaryota, Viridiplantae, Streptophyta, Magnoliopsida, Brassicales, Cleomaceae. Bases 105 to 1154 code for a protein of 349 amino acids. The record is from RefSeq and is a predicted model, not a curated record. The transcript is spliced from 2 exons.